Messenger RNA from Recurvomyces mirabilis, 4119 nucleotides. RefSeq lists its product as uncharacterized. The transcript is spliced from 3 exons. Lineage: Eukaryota; Fungi; Ascomycota; Dothideomycetes; Mycosphaerellales; Teratosphaeriaceae. The record is from RefSeq and is a predicted model, not a curated record. The coding region runs from base 1 to 4119 and encodes 1372 amino acids.
AUGGCCAUCAAGCCUGUGUUUCUGCCAGUGUAUGAUGCUCAGCAGAAAGGAGGCUCUGGACAGGACGAUGCCAAGGACCCUUCCCGCCUGAAGUCUGUUGAGGAACUCGACGUCAGAUCCAUGCUGCCCACCACGCCAUGUCCAGAUCUUGGGGAAGUUGCCCGGAUUCUGAGGCUCGAGAAGUAUCAGAGGCGACGUUGUCGACAGCUCCAAGGUGAACUCCGGCGUCUGCAGAUUGCCACUGCCCGGACAGCUCGACUGGUACAAGCGACGGAUCUCACUUUACAGACGCUAGCAGAAUGCGUGAGAUGCGAAGACAAAUCAAGUUUCACAAAUCUGUUCGAUGCUUUCCAGAAUGCUAUUGACAGAGCAGGCGACCGCCCGCAAGAUUUCCUGGACGAUUUACCGCCUGAACCCACGUUUCUGGACCAGCUGCCAAAGACGUCCCAGGACAUGCUUAUCGACGUCAUUCAAGAGGUUCGGAGUAAUGGCGACUUCCUCGCAGAUCAACUGGCUUCCUUAAGCCAGAAGGAAAUACUAGCUCUACUACCUGGCCGAGGUCUUGCCAAAUCCACAGGAUCUGUUUUUGAAUCUUCCGCCUCAUCAUGGAUUCGUGCCUCAAGGCAGAUUGGUUUCGCAGUCGAUUCACAGAUAGAUUCACUUGCUACUCAGUGCUAUGGAAGUCCUCUGGAGACUCUCAUAUACAGUUCUCGUGGGUUCUUCGGAUCAUCCUUCUUGAUCGAAAGCCAGUCCUUGGAUGUCUGGUCCACUGUUUCGGCACGCCUGUUAUUAGAGAAAAGACCCGGUAGUGACAGCCUUGUCUUGGCUGUGCUCGAUACAUGGGCUGCUGGCGGACCGUGGACAGGACAAGCCAAGCUAGAACUCUGGUUGCUUCAAACUUUACAGGCCGGCGCGUUUCUGCUAGAUCAACCGAGCAAGCAGUCUUUCCAAGUACGCAUGCAACCAAGGUCAGGAGUACCUCACGAAGACGAGGUUCGCGCCGAGGCCUUCUACGCUCAUACCGUUCUUCGCUUGCUCGAGAUAGUUUCCGAGGACUUAGAUGACUUGCUGAUUCCAAAGCCGGCUCUCGCGAUGAUCCAUGCCAUCAAGGGGAAGAUGCCUGCAACGGGAACACACCACCAUGACCUUGCCUGUUUCAUUAUCUCACGCUGGCUAUUAUCGUCAUACUUGUCAGAGGCGAUUGUUCUACCUGAGGCUCGCGGCAUGCUCAGAGACCACUACAUAUCCAAUGUCACGCGCUUUCGCAUCCUACGCGAGAUCGCCACUCGGGCGAAGAAUACUGUGCUUGAGAUCGUUCAACCCUGGAAACAUUGCUAUGGAGCCAGCCCAGACCCUGCAGCUACCCUGAUAGUCAAAGCUCUUAUCGAUCGCUUACAAAACUCGUGCGAGUAUCACCCAAUGCCAGCGCAGGGACCGCGAGUGGACUCGUUUCUAGCCUUGACCGCUAACGAUUGUACCACGAUGCUGCAUGCGCUCUAUCCUAGGCAUAGGCCAUCCUCAAUAUCCUCGACAUUGAUGCGAUCUUCGGCAUCGUCUGUAUCCGGGUUGUCCUUGUUUCAGGCGCCUGCUCUUUCCGCUGGAGCCAUGGAUGCUGAGUGCCUGGACAUGACUUCGUUCGUAUCACCCAUCAACACCGGCGUCUUUAGCACGAGUUCCAUGUCCAGCGGCUCAGACCCAUUGACCACGCCACUGCAAGCCGAUCGUCUUGUGCAUCUCGACCCAGAAACAAUCUGGAACAUUUGCGCUCAGAUCGAUGACUGCGAGUCAAGGACUACACAGGACAGCCAGAGGUGGGCUAUCUUGGCCAUGACUCCAGAGCAACCACAAACAGUGCUUAGUUGGAAUUUGACGCCACUUGCUGGGUGGGAUGAUGCUUCAAGCCAGGAUCCAGCCCUUGAGGACACGGAUCGUACACUUUCCACGUUGCUAGAUGAUGCAUUCUCACGAGGCCACAGUGUGCCGGAGCUGGAUGGGCGUAACUCACAGGAAUACCACAUAGCAGUCUUUGUAUAUCUUGAACGGAUACUGGAGAAUGCAUACAAGGCUGCGUACGAUGUAGCGGACUUCCUCACUGCUCAAUACAAGCUGCAAGAGCUUUACAGUUUUCGAUAUCUAUAUGCUAGCGACUCGAAUCUCGGCCUGCUCGGUAUGAAGCUCAGUGACCUGAUGGACAAUGCAAGUAUGCGGCUGGACGAGCAUGGUGCUGCUGCGCAAUCGCGCGAUAGAUGGAUGCGCCUUGUCAGGUCCAGCUUGGACUCUUUCAAUGCAAAGCUGCAGGUAGGUGGCCGACAGGCAGAUGCGCUACGCGUCCAGAUGUGGUUUGUGGCAGACGUCAGGACUUCUGGGCCAUACGACGAAGCGAAGGCCAUCGCUUCAGCACUGCGUAUCAUGGGCAAAGCUCGAAAGUUGGCCCCUGCGCGAGACGUGCCGACCCUACGACAUCCGGGAGUACUGAAGCCUUCCGCAACAUCGCAGCUCAAAAUGGAGUCCCAAAUCCUGGAACUUCUGAGUGCUCCGCCAGAGCAAGGUGGCCCGAACAAGCUGAGCGAUGACAUGGCACGUGGUACUUUAGCCUGGAUGAAGGCCAACAACAUUGAGAACUUGUGUCGUGGUGAGGAACGGCUACACAAGUUCUGCAUGGACUUGCGCAAGUGUGUAGACCAGAUCACUGCUGGCGACGGAACCUUCUUGGCAUCUAAUCCGCUCUUCGCGCGUGAGUCCUAUAUGCUAGGUCCAGGCACAAACCUGACUCCGAGGCUACAGCACACAAGCAGUCGCUACGAGAAACUUACUCUGCGUACCAACGUCACUCCAAGCAUAGGCACUAUGUCCGGCUCGUCGAACUACUUAUCGAGCGUCAGUUCACGGGAGUGGCUGGAUUCACAGAGUCCGACAUUGACUCACAGAUCCUCAGCACCAUUCUGGUCCCCAGCCAUGACCGAGGCACAGUCGGCGACCACUGCUACUAGUUUUGGCUCUCCUCGCACCUAUUUAGCGCAAUCUUCACCGAGGAUGCAAAUGCCCAGAGCAGGUGCUGGGAAAGGCAUGAUCAAAGCGCUCCGCCAAAGCCUGGUCGGCCUCUUGCUGAGCGAUCUUGGUUCCGACCUUUUCCAUGAUGGCAGCGAGACGGAUCAAGCUAUGUGGACCGGUAUUGGUGGCGAGCUUGCGAAGAAGCAUGUAGAACAGAGCCGAGGUGCCUUCAUUGCUGAAGAUCAUCUGGCAGAUCCCACAGAAUCUAGACCAAUGCCUCGAUUCGACUACGAGAACACAUUUCGUCAUAUGCUGCACGACUUCGCAGCAAGCAAUAAUCCAUCCAGGAAGCUUGCUGUACUGCAUACUGUGAAUGAGCUGCUUCCAGGGUAUAUGGCUGGAAUUGGUACAGCUGCAAUACACUCUAUGAUUCCCGGGGUCAAGAAGCUCCAUGACCCUCGCUUGGCCGGUCCCAACGAUGACAAGAGGAUAGAGGGGUUCCGACAAUUGUUCCGUGGCGCGGAGCUGAGGCCAGCUGCCAUUUUCCGAGAUCUCCAGUAUAUCGCAUCACUGGUGCCUGAUGUGACCGUUGAGAGCUCGCCAGCAGGGAAAGCAUUCUGCAAUGCUUUCGUCGCUGCCUCCAGCCUCAAACAAGAUAUACUGCGGGUCAUGGUCGAAACGGCUGAUAGCAUCAUUGCACACAACUCCAACAAUCGUGGCCAUGGCCAAGGAGAUUCGAUCAAGCAACAGCAGAGAGACUCUGCGACCUUCAGCGUGCCCAGCCGUACCUCUUCUGCGGAAGAAGUGGCCCGAUAUGGCAUGGCCGGUGCUGCACACCUGCUGCUGGUCACAGCCAAGGAAGGUGAUGCGGUGGCACAACGAGAACUGGCAACGCUAUACCUGACACAUCCGGAACUGCUCGACCACACCCUCGCUCCAUUCACCAGACCACGAGAUGUGUUCAGGCAAGAGCUCGAGAGUAAGUGGAAGAAGAAUGAGGAUCCAAGUCGAUGUGACCCGGCUACUAUGUGUGUGGCACAUCAUUGGAUGAGCAUGAGUGCCGAGGGUGGCGAUCUUUUGGCCGCUGAGUACUUGAGGCAACGAGAAGAGAUGGAGAGGCUGCCUUAA